AUGGUUUCCGAUCUCGAGGCCAACGGGGAUGAGCAUCCCUUUCUUAUGAACCACACGGUCGAGCAUUUCUCCUGGAAAUCCGUCACCGUGAGCGUCAAAGAUAGAGAGACAAAGCAGCCCAAGGCUAUUCUCUCCAAUGCCAGCGGAUAUGUAUCUAAAGGUGAACUUAUGGUACUCAUGGGCCCGUCUGGGAGCGGGAAAACGACUCUAUUGAAUGUACUCGCAGGUCGAGCUAAUAGUCUGCGUGACGGCGUUAAUGGCGAAGUACUUGUCAACGGAAGAUCAGCAUCCCGGGAGACGUUCAGACAUCUGAGCUCCUAUGUCGAGCAGGAAGAUGUGCUUAUCGGGUCGCUGACGGUGGAGGAGACGCUGUAUUUUGCUGCUCAAUUGUCACUCCCCAGAUCGAUCCCUAAAAAGGAUCGAAUCCAGCGUAUCAAAUAUCUUCUCAAUUCCUUUGGGAUCCAAAACCAAGCGAAGGCUUUGAUCGGUACACCAAUUCGCAGGGGCAUCAGUGGUGGCCAGAAACGCCGUGUCAGUGUAGCCGCUCAAUUGAUUACAUGUCCAAAGAUAAUCUUCCUGGACGAGCCCACCAGCGGUUUAGAUUCCACUGCUAGUUAUGAAGUCAUGUCGUUUGUGAAGGCCCUUGCCAGGAAGAAUAACCUCAUCGUUAUCGCGAGCAUCCAUCAACCCUCUACCUCGAUGUUCCAAUCUUUCGACAAGCUUCUCAUCCUAUCUGCGGGAAAGACUUGUUACUUUGGACCCGGACGGGAUAUGAAGGCCUACCUUGACAAGACUGGACGUCCGAUGCCCCUUCAGAUCAACCCAGCCGAGUUCGUGCUUGACCUUGUCAGCACUGAUUUUGCAACCAAUACUGAAGAAGCAGAGGCUCAAUUGGCCAAAAUACACCAGGAGUGGGACGACUCAGAGGAGGCUUCAAAUGUGAACCUCGAGAUAUCAAGACUCACUGCUCUCUCCGAGAAGCAAGGAAAUAUCACCCUCUCAGCAGAGCAGAUGCAGCAUGCCAACAUCAUUUCCACUAUCAUCACGCUGCUUCGCCGAUCCUUUAUUAAGGGCUAUCGUGACGUAGUUGCAUACGGCAUUCGAGUUGCAAUGUAUCUUGGUCUGGCUAUCAUGGAGGGCACCGUCUGGCUGCGACUCGGGACCGGCCAGGAGAACAUUCAGCCGUACAUCAAUGCUCUAUUCUUCUGCUCUGCCUUCAUGUCAUUCAUGGCUGUUGCAUAUGUGCCAUCUUUCCUCGAAGACCGUGCAACAUUUAUCAAGGAGAGAGCUAACGGUCUAUACGGCGCAACCUCGUUCGUGAUAUCAAAUUUCCUCAUUGGAAUGCCAUUUUUAUCUUACUGGCUUGUGAACUUCCGUUCAGGCGCAGACACUUUCUUCACUCUGGUUAUGUGGCUCUUCCUUGACCUUCUAGCCGCCGAAUCCCUCGUAGUCAUGAUCGCAUCCCUAUUCCCUAACUUUGUGGUUGCUUUAGCGCUCACUGCGUUCAUUAAUGGUAUCUGGAUGAGUGUAGGCGGCUUCAUGGUUGCACCCGCUAUUCUGAAUGUAUUCUGGCGAUAUGUUUUCCAUUAUAUCGACUAUCAGACAUAUGUAUUCCAAGGGAUGAUGGUCAACGAGUUCUCCAGUCGUGUCUUCGACUGCGGGAAGUCGUGCCAGUGUAUGUAUACCAGUGAACUUGCGUCUCAGUGCAAGAUCUCAGGCGAAGGAGUUUUGAAUUCCUUUGGCUACGCAACUGAUAAGCAGGCACAAUGGGCCGGAAUCCUCAUUUCGAUCACUGCAGAUAAAUCAUCACUUCUCCUGCUGGAAAAAGUAAACAGAUAUGAUGCUUCAUCCCUUUACCUCCAAUGA
This is a messenger RNA of Microsporum canis CBS 113480, 1866 nucleotides long. RefSeq names its product ABC transporter family protein. The coding region runs from base 1 to 1866 and encodes 621 amino acids. The record is from RefSeq and is a predicted model, not a curated record. Gene Ontology annotation, cellular component: membrane. NCBI's taxonomy places the organism in Eukaryota, Fungi, Ascomycota, Eurotiomycetes, Onygenales, Arthrodermataceae. The transcript is spliced from 8 exons. Gene Ontology annotation, molecular function: ATP hydrolysis activity; ABC-type transporter activity; ATP binding.